Molecule: messenger RNA, 1645 nt
Organism: Anopheles merus
Lineage: Eukaryota; Metazoa; Arthropoda; Insecta; Diptera; Culicidae
Gene: Osi23
Exons: 4
Coding region: 175-984 (269 amino acids)
Source: RefSeq, a predicted model, not a curated record
CUCAUCCAACCGAAACUCCAACGCCCCGGGGGAGUUCUGGAUCGGUUUCUGGAUUCCUCUUUGUAUAAAAAGCGAUCGCCCCGGCGGCUUGGGCGGCAUUCGUACGAUCGACGGUAAGCUCCGGCGUUGGGUUCACGCGCAUCACUCCGGGGAAAGGAACAGGAAACACCCAGCAUGCCAUCGUCAACCAAAGUGCGUAGUUCAUUCGCCGUGCAGGGCUUCGCUCUCAGCCUGCUGCUGACGCUGGCAGCGACGGCUCGCGGUGGCUCGCUAGUGCACGAGCUGACGGUGGAGGCCGGCGAACUGGUGGGCAGCUGCCUGCGCCGGUCGGCCGUCUCCCGGUGGGACUGCGUGAAGAACGAAAGCCUGGCCGCGGUGCAGCAGCUUUCGGACGCACCGAGAAUUGUGCUGCUGGAGGGAAUACAGCUGGUGCGGAGCAGUGACGAGCCGGGAAACAGGCACGAGACGCAUAGCCCAUUGGCCGUCGGGGAGCAAGAUGGUACCAUUGCAGCCACGUGGAGUGGCGCCGUGCUGAGCGCACUGAGGCGGCUGUUGGACACGCACGUGCUCGAGGUGGAUCUGGCGUAUCCGAAUGACGCAUCGGCGAGCCGCGCAUACGGCGAAGGACGUCACCGGCGCCGCCAGCAGAUGAUACCGAUGAUGAUCUUCGGCGUGACCGUGUUCGGCAUGUUCAUCAUCCCGAUCGCGUUCCAGUUCCUGACCGCGCUCAGCGGCAAAGCGUUCCUGAUGGCGAAGCUGGCCCUGCUGCUCGCCUCGAUGAACGGCCUCAAACGGGUGGCAUCAGCGGGCGUGCACUACGGGCUGUACCAUGCGGUCGACCAGCAUCCCGUACCGGUGCCGCAUCCACCGCCCCCGUUCCAUCAGCACUCGCACGCGCUGCCGCUGCUGUACGAGCGUGCCGAGGGACUGUACGCGGACGGGCCACGGCGCAGCAGUGGCGGCACGGACUGGCGCCAUUUUUGAGCUGCCUAACAAACGGCGUCAUCCUAGCAAACAAUUCCAGAAAGCUAUUAUAGUUUUAUUUAUUGCGUUCCGCUUCCGCGUUUUUAUAGCUGCUUGUUGUCAUUAGUGGUCCGAGGGCGGGAGGGUUGUUCUUUGUUUUUUUUUGUAUUCCUUGUAGGACCCUAAUCCAAAAACCGCAAAUAUAGAGAGCUUUUGAUUGGACCGUGCCGUAUAUGGGAUCUCGUUUGCUUAGUCCUCUCAGCCUAGGCGCGUGUUCUGUUUGCUGUAACAUCCCCGCAGAGUGGGCAAUAAAAACCAAAAAUAUCAUCCUCCCUUUUUGCUGUGAGUUGGGCACACCCCGUAACGAGAGGCCGUACGUCAUCCCCAGGUCGGUACAGUCGGUCUUGGGCUUGUGUACCGGGGGGAAGUGGCGCCUGCAAUGGUGGUGGCUACGGGUGAGUUGUUCGAUUGUAGGAAUCACACUUUUCCAUCGACUCGGCAUGUUUAUACAUCGUUUUCGGAGCGUUCAGUUGCUGUUCGAGUCGGUGGUGUGUUUGGGCAGAAAGUUUGUCCUUUCCCUUUGGCGUGGGCGAUGGGAUCGCCAUCCGGGGCAGUAGCAGUACUCAACGCUCAACAGAAAAAGGGAAGAGAGAGAGAGAUAUAAAUAAAGAGAGAAUGAGAA